Phytomonas sp. Hart1 is the source of this 363-nucleotide messenger RNA. The record is from the annotation of a GenBank genome assembly. NCBI's taxonomy places the organism in Eukaryota, Euglenozoa, Kinetoplastea, Trypanosomatida, Trypanosomatidae.
AUGAGCGACUUUAUAUCUGGCCGUUCCAUCAACCGAGAGCCGGUAGGCGCGUCCAAGCGAUACAGAAGGUAUCCGUUCACUUCGGUGGAAAGUAAACAGACCACACCAGCAGCCACUCCUCGGGUUCACUCCGUAGUUAUGCGAGAACGUCUUUGGGAAAGUCCCUGGACGCGGCAAAGUACGGUUGGCUUAUCUUCGCCUUAUCUUUUGAGCUCUUUGCCUCCAUGCCAACGCAAUGACCCGGUACGCCUUUCGCAAAUGUACCGCCAAAUGUGGACUCGGAUGGAUAAGAGGAAUACCAGAUCGACGCAGCGAGUCAUAUGGGAAACACGCUGUGAUCUACUCCGCUGCUACGCGAGGUGA